Messenger RNA from Leptidea sinapis, 646 nucleotides. It is a transcript of the gene RpL12, whose product is annotated as 60S ribosomal protein L12. NCBI's taxonomy places the organism in Eukaryota, Metazoa, Arthropoda, Insecta, Lepidoptera, Pieridae. The coding region runs from base 132 to 626 and encodes 164 amino acids. Gene Ontology annotation, cellular component: ribosome; cytosolic large ribosomal subunit. Gene Ontology annotation, biological process: translation. The record is from RefSeq and is a predicted model, not a curated record. Gene Ontology annotation, molecular function: large ribosomal subunit rRNA binding; structural constituent of ribosome. The transcript has 4 exons.
GUUUCAUUCUACUUUCUUUAUUUCUUUUACGGCGCGCUGUCAGCGUUAAUAGGCGGUUGCCUUUUUAAUCCAAAGUAAUCUGCUUGGAUUUUUGUGUUUUUACUAAACAUUUAAUUAAUUAAUAUUCCAUAAUGCCGCCUAAAUUCGAUCCGAAUGAAAUUAAAAUCGUUAAUUUGAGAUGCAUUGGUGGAGAAGUUGGAGCUACAUCAUCCUUGGCUCCUAAAAUCGGUCCACUUGGUCUGUCUCCCAAAAAGGUUGGUGAUGAUAUAGCAAAAGCAACUGGAGACUGGAAAGGUUUGAAGAUCACAGUUCAACUUGUGGUACAAAACAGACAAGCACAAAUCUCUGUGGUACCUUCUGCGGCUGCCCUGAUCAUCAGAGCCUUAAAGGAACCACCCCGUGACCGCAAGAAGCAAAAGAACAUCAAACACAGUGGGAACAUUACACUAGAUGAUGUGAUUGGUAUUGCCAAAGUGAUGAGGCCGAGGUCCAUGGCUAGAUAUCUUUCGGGCUCAGUAAAGGAGAUCCUUGGAACAGCACAGUCAGUUGGCUGCACAGUUGACGGAAGACCUCCUCAUGAUCUUAUUGAUGAUAUCAACAGUGGUGCUUUAACUAUUGAUGAAUAAAUAUAUACUAUAGAAUUCUA